AUGAUUGUCAAAUAAAAGUCUCCACCAAGAUCAAAAUCAUAAAAGAAAUAUAAAUAAUUUAUAAUAUUUAGUCCCUUAGAAUCAUAUACAAAAAUUCAAAUACAAUUCUAUGCUAGAAAAUAUUUAUUAAUGAUUAUUUCAAAGAAUUAUGAUGAACCACAAAUAAGAUAGGAAUUUAAAUUUGAAAAUUAUAGAAUUUUUCUUAAAUUGGUCCUUUUGAAAGGAUAGGUCUGUAUCCUAAUUAGCAUAAUAUAUUUAAAAGUGAUAUAGAAAUUGUUACUGUAUAAACACAUUUUUUUAUUAUUUAAAUUUAGACAAUUUAAACUAUUUAUACUUUUUUAAAAUAUUGAUAGUAUUUAGUAAUCAUUUUCUACCAAAAAUAAAUUUUAUUUUUCUAAACCUAUCAAAAGACAUACUAUUAAUUAAUUUACUAAAUGA
This is a messenger RNA of Paramecium sonneborni, 438 nucleotides long. Lineage: Eukaryota; Ciliophora; Oligohymenophorea; Peniculida; Parameciidae. The record is from the annotation of a GenBank genome assembly.